Molecule: messenger RNA, 2439 nt
Organism: Colias croceus (clouded yellow)
Lineage: Eukaryota; Metazoa; Arthropoda; Insecta; Lepidoptera; Pieridae
Exons: 2
Coding region: 300-1421 (373 amino acids)
Source: RefSeq, a predicted model, not a curated record
GGCAACUGGCAACACUAAACUCAGGUUCAGUAAUCAGUUCAGUAUCGAGUUCUGUCUGGAAGAUAGAAUUUAAUUACUUCUAAUUCAUACGAAAGUAAGCGAAAAUGAGAAUCAAAAGUAACAGUAUUAAUUUUAAGCGAUAUGUUAUUCUAGAAUUAUUUUUACAAUGUUUUCUAAAGAGUCAUUAAACAAAAAAUGUCUAAUUAAUGACUUGUCAACCAAUCAUAUGUUACGCUAAUUAGUGAUGUCAGUGUUUGUUUAUUAUUUACAACUUUAGAAAUACUUAAUUUGCAUUCAAAAUGAAUCUACCUGGGACUACUGGAGAGUCUUCGUGUAAACGACAAGAAAAUGGCGACGGUACAAUAGAACCUGAUCGCCCACUAAAGAAAGCUCGUUUUGCUUGGCAAGUAAAAGGAAAAUAUCAUUUAAAAAAUGAAAAUACUGAAUCAAAACCCUCCAACACUUCUAAAGAAAUUGACAAACCUAGUUCAUCGAAUGAUAAUAAUAAUCAACGCAGUAACCUAGUGGGAAAUACAGAACAAAAUCUUGAAAUAUUGGGUGAUUAUUUAUUAAAACAAGAUUUCAAUACUCUUGAUUCUAUUACUGAUGCUGAAAAAAUUUUACCGCCUAGCACAUCUAAUGAUAAGAUCCCAUAUCCAAGAUAUAUAAGUUCCUUUGAAAGUUCAUCUCAAGGUAACAGGAGUAGUAGUGAUGAAGACAAUGUACAAUCUCCUAUGUCACUAGUGCACACAAAUAAUUAUACAGAGGAUCAGUGUAUAGCUCGAUGGCAAGCAAGACAAAUGGCCAAAUGCUUUGUAGAUAAUACCAUUAAUCGAGUUUUGGAUAAUUGGAUGAUCGCUCCUUUGCCUACAGAUAUGGAUAACAAUAGAUUUUUAGCUCUAGAUGUUGCAGAAUUUAUAAAUAAUUUACCUGGUGAUAAUACAAUUGAAAAUGAAGGAAUUUUGAUGGCAAUUUCUGCACAUGGUCUACAAAAUACAUCAAGUACAAGUAGUAAUGAUAAUGGAAAGAAUAUAAGUACCAAUUAUAAUAAGGAUGUCACCAACUCACCUUCAAGUAGUCCGAUUCCAUCCGACGAUGAAAUAUCUCCUGCACCUAGUAAAAGCAUCAAGAAUAAUGAACUAAGCUCUUCUAGUGACUUGGAUAUGUCUUGGUCUUUUGAAGAAGAAUCUAAGCAGUGUGAUAAUAAUGAUUUACAAUUAACUUUCUUCCCUGAAAAAUCAAGUUCUUAUAAGUAUUAUGGUGACAAUGAUCCUUUAGAAAAUUCCGGUAUUGAGUGUGAUGGUGAUGAAACACUUAAUGGAAAUGAUGAUAUAAUGGAUAAUUAUGAUUUCCUUGAUGCGGCAGUAACAUUUGCAAUACAAAAUAAAGGAUUAACAUCAUUUGGUACAGACUAUGGAUAAUAUGCUUAAGAAUUUACUUAAUCUAAAACUAAAAGAGUAUUUUAAAAUAAGUCAGUGUAUCAGAUAGUUAGGAAUAAUAGAAUACUUGAUGUUUGUAUACAACUAAUAUUAAAUAACUCUACUCUAACUGCCAGAAAAAAGUUGUUACCUUGUAAAAUUAACAUUAAGUACACUUUCUACUUGCAGUGUAAUGUUGUGUUUAUUCAUUUUUUCGAAGAAGCAUAUUUAUAUACUUAAUUGUGAGACUGAACUUAUUGUCUUGUAACAUUUUCUAAUGUUAAUUUGUUUAUCAGUUAUUUUUAUUAUAAUAUCAUAGAUGUACAUAGAAUAUUGUAAAAGUAAACUUUUAACAUAAGAUAAGCAAUUAAUGAUACAUUAGAUCUGAAUUUAUUUGUAACAAUUCAAUAGAUUUCAUUGUUAUCCUGGUGCUUAUGUGUUUAUAUAUCACACUAAGUUGUAUUUAAAAGAAUAAGACUGCAAAAUAUAUAAAAAAUACAACUUUAAUUUCUUUAAAAAUACUUAUUAUUUUCAGUUUGGUAACAGUGUUAAAAAAAUAAAAAACAAAAUAUUGAAGAAAUAGAACUAUGAAAUGAUGGUAUCCAUCUGUUUUAAAACAAAAUUUCAGUGAUUGAAAAAAAACCAAACAGGAAAUUGCUGUAUAUUAGUCCGUUACUUGAUCUGGGAUUUUUAUGGUGGUAAAAUGAUUGUGUACAUUUUUGUAGUUAAUAUUGUAUCAUAUCUAGAAAAAAAAUUGGUGUACUUUACCAGAUUGUUUCUUUGUGUCAUGUGUGAAUCAAUGUACGUAUACUACUAUUUAAAUUUCAAUUUAUUUUUAAGUUACCACCAACGAACGCAUUUAUUUUUACAACAUAUAUUUUGGGUUCAAUAUAUGAUUUUAUAUAAGUCGAGGGACUUGUUUGUGCAAUUAUGUAAAUCGCGAAAACAGUGUGUACCUACCUACAUUAAAUAUUUUGUGUAAAUUUUAAUUUAAAUGAAAUAAAAUUAUUUUAACAAAUUA